UUCCAUUACCAAUUGUUCUUUUCUUAAUCGGGGAUAUCUCCAUUAGGACUUGUUCUACAGGUUUGAAUUCCAGCUACUCUAUCUAUCUGUCCCAUAACGAGUCAACUACCUCGGACCUCAUUCAAUUCAAAAACACUUUCGUUUCCCAGAGGAGAAAAACCUAGAAGAUCUAAGAUGUCUGAGAAGAAGAAGAAGAUGGGAAGUGAAGCGAGCAGCAGCAGCAGCAGUCAUAGCAAUAGCAAUAGCAGCGGUGAUUCAGUGGUUGAUGAUGUUGGUCAGUGUAGAAGCUCAUGUGAUUACUGUAAAUCUGGUGGACGCACUAGUAUCUCUCACAGAUUAUGGGCACGCAGUCUGACAGUUGAUGACUAUCAAGCCCUUCUAGAUAGAGGAUGGAGAAGAGCCGGCUGUCUCUUGUACAAACCUGAGAUGGAAACGACAUGCUGUCCAUCUUACACCAUCCGUCUCAAAUCAACUGAUUUUGUUCCUUCCAAGGAACAACGUCGAGUGCUGAAACGAAUGCAGAGGUUUCUGGAUGGCACAUUGGAUAAAAGUUCAGAUGACUUAAAGGAUUCUUCAGGCGAUUCACAACCAGGUAACCUUGAAGAAAAGUACAAAACUGAACCGUUGAUCCCCCAUAUGGAAAGUCAGAUAGAUAAAGCAGUACAUGUGUGCAUUGGAGGUGGGGAUCUUUCUUCUGAUUUCCAGUUUCCAAGAGCCUCUGUGAAAAAGGUUGCACCUGCGAAAAGAAAGUUAUCCACUCAAGGGUCAGAGGAUCUGUUAUUUACCAGCAGCAUCUCUUUCCAGAUUGCAGCUACUUUAAGGCGACAAAGAAAAGAUGUUGAGCACGAAAAAUCAUCAGAAUUGGGGGCUGGGGAAAGGGGGCAAGCUGCUGAUACCCCAAAAGUGAUUGCUGAAAAACUAGGGAGCCAUCUAAACAGUCUAGCAGAAUCAUUGGGCUUAUUAGUUAGAGCUUGCAAUGGACAUAUAAACUUCUACUCUUCCGAAAGACGAGUUGCCGUAGUCAGUAACCAGAAUGAGUCGAAGCAAUCCUCAUCAAGAAGCUGUAGUAAAGAGAGCUUCUCAUCAACAGCACACGAAAACCCCGAGCUCAAAAGGAGGACAUUUGAGGCUCAUCUUAAAAGGGCCAGUUUUGAUCCCGAAGAAUAUUCCUUGUAUAGGAGGUACCAGAUUAGUGUGCACAAUGAUUCUCCUGAUGAAGUCGCUGAGAGCUCAUACAGGAGAUUUUUGGUUGAUACACCCUUAAUAUUCGUUCCACCGUCAUCAGGGGACCUUACCGUUCCCCCUUGUGGCUUUGGUUCUUUCCAUCAGCAGUAUCUGAUUGAUGGACGGCUAGUUGCAGUUGGUGUCAUAGAUAUUCUCCCCAAGUGUCUGUCGAGUAAAUAUUUAUUCUGGGAUCCAGAUUUUGCCUUCUUAUCAUUAGGUAAGUAUUCCUCCCUACAAGAAAUAAGGUGGGUUGCACAGAAUCAAGUACAUUGUCCAAGUUUGCAGUACUAUUAUCUGGGCUACUACAUUCACUCCUGCAGCAAAAUGAGAUACAAAGCAGCAUACCGGCCUUCUGAGCUUCUCUGCCUGUUGCGUUAUCAGUGGGUUCCAUUUGAUGUUGCCAAGCCACUGCUUGACAGGAAACGGUACAUAGUUUUAUCUGAUUUUGCCACACAAAAUGGAGAGCCUCUUCCGCUGAGUACCCUUGAAAAUUAUGAGGAGGAAACGGAUGAACAGCGCUUUCACGGAUCAAAUGAUAUUUUUGUUGGUGAGGAUGAGGAUGAGGAAAUGGACGAAUUUAAUUAUGAAGAUUCAGAUGAUGAAUUGGUUGUUGAGAGCAGUGACAUCAAACUGCCCAAAGCAGAAGAUUGAGAGGAGUUGAGGCAAGCUUUUGGUUCCAGUGAAAGGCGGUAUAUGGAGACAACUGCAGAGAUAAAUGGGGGCUGUUGGUGCAGAGCUCUCUGAACGAAUGGUUUAUUCGUUAAGCUGACUCUGCAAUGAGUCCAAAAAGUUGUUCUCGUUGGGAAUAUCAUGUCCUCGAGUUGACGGUAGAGCUAGGGAGCCUGGGAAAGCCGCCAGAAGUUUGUUCUUCAACAGUGUAUUCGUUGGUGUGUUUGGGGAUACAAACUAGAGGAGAAUUACUUUUAACUGUUAAAUUAAGCUGCAUUGUGCAUUUACCAUAGCAUAGGGACUUGCAGUUGGUACGUUGCUUCUCUGCUAGUCGAUUUGGUACAAACAAGGAUCAGAUUGGGGUGGAGCUACUCAAUAUGGUACUUGCUUGAAAAUCUUCCAAGGAUCAUGUGGCUUUCUUUACCUCUCUUCCAUGUAUAAAAUAAAAGCAGCACCUUCUUCGUCUAGCAUCCUUGCAUUGCAAAUAAUUUUAAUAGUAGGUUCAUUAAAUUGUUUGACAAAAAACUCCUGGGUGAUUGACCUGUUGGUAGGUGGAACAAAGAACAUCUUUUCAGCUAUGGACACAAUGGUUUACGCCUUUACCCAGUUUUCAUUUUGGAUAUAAAACUCCGAUCUCUCCUCACUUUCUGAAUAUGGAAAUAUGUCAUAUAGUCGUGGAAAUAUAUACAACAGGAUACUUGUAAUGCUCCCAAAAAAAAAAAAAAAAGAGCUUGGUUCUGAAUCUUGUUGCAUAAUGUCUCUACUGCACACUUGCUCAGCAGGUGCUUGUUGAAAUGUUUCUUCGUAAUUGACCUGAGGCAAUGUUACUUUCCUUUUUGGCUUCUUAUAAUGCUAUGCUUUGGUUAACUUUUGAGAACAUUACAUGACUAUGCCUUAGUACAUUCUUUAUCUGCAAUAGAAAUUUUAAGGUGUAUAUUUGGAUGAACUUUUCUCCAAAUCAUUCUCUUUCAGGGAAAAGAUCAUGCAGAAGCCAUUUUACUUUGAUUUAGUUGGUAAUAGUUUUUUUUGUUAUGGCUAUUCACUGAGCUAUUUCCUACAACUAUAAAGCAGAAAGAAGCAAGAUUGCAUUUUUUUUCUUCUACUAUCUAAUAAGAAGCAACUAAAAUGAAUCAUGAAAGGUAAGAAACACUGAUAACACACAGUGGAAACAAUUAGAGGUAAUAGUGAGCAGUCAUGCUGCAGGGAAGUGUUACAUCUUGUGAACUUAACGAGUGCCUCUUGAUUUCCCUGCUGCCUUCUUCCUAGAUACUACUCUACUGCUCUUACUAGUUCUCCCAUCUUGAUCUUGCUGCUGAAAUAUUCUUAAUAUCAAUCUGUCGACUAGUUUGUUGUACAAGUGGUUCCAUCUUUUAGAUAACAAAAGUGGUAUAAAGAUGAUCCCGAUUCCAACAACAAAUCCUAACUCAACGCUGACAUAAAUCUCCGUCCUUGAAAUGAAUCUGUCCUCUUCAAGUUCUGGCUGCUGUGGAGGUGUCACUGCUGAGUUAUUUUUGCAAGUUAUGUUCAGCGGAAACCCACAGAGCCCCUUGUUUCCUAUGAAAGCAUCUUCAAGGGUUUGAAUUUGGUUGCCUCGUGGAAUCAUUCCAACCAAUUCAUUAUAUGAUAAGUUUAAGACGGAAAGUGAUGUGAGGCUAGCAAGCUUUUCUGGGAUAUUGCCACCUAACCUGUUGAAUGAGAGGUCCAGUGAUCCCAAUUGCUUCAAAUUUCCAAUUGCUGAAGGGAUUUGACCUGUGAGAUUGUUGUGUGAAAUGUUGAGAAGAUAAAGUAAUUGGAGAUCUCCAACUGUCUCUGGUAUGUCCCCCACAAAAUUGUUACUUGAAAAAUCAAUGGAGGUGAAGAAGAGAAGGAUCUUUGUCAGUUCAACAUUUUGUCCUUUAAGAGAAACAGUGACUCUAUCCUGAUAGUAUACCGACCCAAGUUGAGACCCAAAAUGCAAGAUAUCAGAGCGUGAAUAUGCUAAAGAUGGGUCAACCAUCAGUGCUUUUAGCUCCAAGAGUGAACCUCGGGGGAGAAUGCCACUUAAAUUAUUGGAAGCUAGGUCCAUGAUUUGAAGAGAGGUCCAGUUGGAAGACGCUCGAGAGCAAUCAAUGUUCCCAUGGAAACCAUUGAAGCGUAAUACAAGUACCCGAAGAUUUGAAUUGUCCCUCAACCAGCAGGGGAAAGUAUCCUUGAUCUUGUUGUUUCCAAGAUUUAAUACCUUUAGCCUUGUGCAGUUGGAUAAAGAACGAGGAAGCAGACCUGUUAAGUGAUUCUGACUGAGGUCGAGGCUCUCUAACUCACAAUUAUAAGAAAACUUUUCAGGUAUAUUUCCUAUGAAAUUGUUCUUUCCCAGGUUAAGUACUUUCAGUGUGCUGCUCUUUUCUGCUAAACAUGGCGGUAUUGUGCCAUGCAAACUGUUGUUAGACAAGUCAAGUACUUCAAGAUAGCUGGAAUUGCAGAUUGAAGAAGGGAUACUACCGAUAACUUUGUUGUUUGCAAUUGAGAGGAACUGAGCGGUUACGAGAUAAUUGCCAAAGUCAGGCGGUAUCAAAGUAGCAAAGUUAUUGUCGGAGAAGUCAAUAUAUGCAGCUGCACGUGGUGGUAAUGGAAUAACCCCAGUGAGCAGAUUUGAAUGCAGAUUAAGGUAAUUUAGAAAACCAAAUGUAUAAGGUUCUUGAAUAUGUGUGAAUUUAUUGAAAGAAAGAUUCAGAAAACGAAGAAGUCCAUCAUUGAUUUCCACCAACCAGUUUGGUAUUUCACCGAUUGCAUGAUGCUAACAUGAAAGAAUUCAGCUGGGGUAGCAAGGAAAAUUCUGAUUCACUUAUAUCUGUGUCAACUGAUAAACUGUUGUGGGACAGAUCAAGACUUAAAAGCUUAUCGAACUCUGUGAAUUUCUUCAACUGCACAGUCCCAUUGAACUUGUUGGAUGAAAGUGAAAGACCAAAAAGACCGUGAAGUUCAAAUAUAAACUCAGGUAUUGGCCCUUCCAAUUUGUUGGCACUCAAGUCAAUAUCUUCUAGUGGAGAAGUUACAUUUUGUAAGUCAGUUAUUUGGCCAGAAAACUUGUUGUUGGACAGAACUAAAGCUGUAAGUGAGGGUAGGUAAAACAAUGAUGCUGGAAUGAGCCCAGAAAUUGAAUUGUUACUCAGGUCAAGAUACUCAAGAUUAUCAAAGCCUUCCCAGUCGGAUGAUAUUCCUGUCAAUUUAUUUCUAGCAGAUCUUAUAAAAGUGAGAUUUUUGGACAGCUUAAAAGAUGGAAACGAACUGGAGAAGCUAUUCCAGUCGAAAUCCAGAUGAACAAGGUGGGUUAGAUUUUCCAUAGAAGUUGGAAUUGGACCUGUAAAAUUACAAGCUUCAAGUUCAACAUGUGACAACAUCUUAAGGUUCCCUAUAGACUCGGGUAAAAUUCCUGAAAAUUUUGUACGACUAAGCCGCAGUGCUUGGAGAGAUCCAUUUGGAGGAAAUUCAGGUAAAGAACCCCCAAGCAUCUCAUUUACUGAUAAGUCAAUAGUCUGCAGAGUUGGUACCUGGAAUAUUUUCUGAGGUGCUUCUCCUAUCAAGUUGCAGGAAUUUAGACUCAAGACAGUUAGAUUGGUGAAAUCCGCGAAGAACUCCGGAAUUGGAGCAGAUAAGUAGUUCCCAUCAAGACGGAUUACAGAGAGAAACUUAAGAUUUGCUAAUGGAUUGAUACUGCCUGAAAACAAUUCAUUAGUAAGGUCAAGACUAAUAACUUGGCCUGCACCGUUGCAAGUGACACCCUGCCAUUGACAGCAAUCAAUUCUCUCAUUCCAAUUCACUAGCUUGGUGGAUACUUCAGAAUCAUAAGUAAGGUUAUUUCUGAGCUGCAGAAGCAACAUCUUCUGAUCCUGAAGACACUUGCUGGAAUUAGCUGCCACUACAUAGCUCAUUCUACAGCAAAUGGAGAUUAGUAGGAUCAAGAAAAGCUGAGAAACCAUUUGACUUCUCAUUUAGACUGUGAAACAGAGAGGGAAAGCUGAAGCUUCUGUGGAUCUGAAACGUAUAAAAUAAGCCCAAACUUGCAUGAGGAUGCGGGGUCAUCCUCGUGCGAAUAAACAAACCUGGAUUUUUUUUUUGGUUCGAUAUGGCUGUUUUCAUACUAUUAUCUUUUGGCUAACAGUCCCCCAAUUAUUAGCCUAUUUUAAGAUAAAGACACAAGUCGAACAAGAUGAUUAGUUUAUACAUUAUUUUAUGUACGUUGAAACCGUGUGUUGACCCAUAAAGUGUGUUAUGUAGUUGAAGGAACACUUGAAGCAGAUAAAGACACAAGUCGAACAAGAUGAUUAGUUUAUACAUUAUUUUAUGUACGUUGAAA
Molecule: messenger RNA, 6226 nt
Organism: Lycium barbarum (goji berry)
Lineage: Eukaryota; Viridiplantae; Streptophyta; Magnoliopsida; Solanales; Solanaceae
Product: arginyl-tRNA--protein transferase 1-like
Exons: 2
Coding region: 175-1875 (566 amino acids)
Biological process (GO): protein arginylation
Cellular component (GO): cytoplasm
Molecular function (GO): arginyl-tRNA--protein transferase activity
Source: RefSeq, a predicted model, not a curated record